AUGUGAUUUGUACUCUCUCUCUUUCUUUGUCCCUUCCCUCUCUUUCUCCCUCACCUUUUUGAUGGAGCCCCUGGCCGUACAGAUAGAAAAGGCUGUCGUUCAGCUAUACGGUGAUCCGUCAAAUAGUGACGUGACUGCGGCUGAAAAAUGGCUCAUUAGUAUUCAAGAAUCGAAAGAGGUGUGGUCUGUUGCCUGGCAACUGCUCGAAAGAGACAGAGUUGAAGUUCAAAAUUUUGGUGCUCUUUUACUUAAAAAUAAACUACUGAAAUCAUGGAAUGAAGUUCCCGAGGAUCAGUACGAAAGUUUGAGAUUUCAAAUCUUUCAGUCGAUAAUGAAAUUCUCGGAGAACGGCCAGCCUAAGAUGGUCCUCACUCAGCUCUGUGUUGCUAUGGUGAGGUACGUCUUUCAUUCAAUGCCAACCGUUUGGCCUAACGCUAUAGUCAGUGUAGUUCACACACUAAGCUCAUCACAAGCCCAAGCUAAUUUAUCUGGUCUGCUAGAGCUAUUAAAGGUCCUACCUGAAGAGUUUGAAGCUAGCAGUGACAAUGCAUUCGCUGGCAAGAGAGCAAUCAUAAGAUCCGAAAUAAACAAAUCCCAAUCAACCGUAUUUGGAUUCAUAGAACAGAUCCUCCUAUCAAACUCAUCUCUUAAUAUUAGAUUAUCAGCUUUAAAAUGUCUGACGAGUUGGUCAGGGUUUGCUCCAUUACUCCCAGAGCUCCGGUCUUUAGUUUCUCUUCUGUUCCAACUUCUUCACGACCAGCAGCUGGUGAAUGACUCAAUUGAAGUAUUGACUAGUUUAAUAACCAACGAAGACUGCUAUAAGUAUCCCACUGCAGUGAAGGAGUUUCAGUUGCUUUUAAAUAGCAAAUCGGAUUUCAUUCAAACAUUACUUAAUGAUACUGAUAGAGAUAAUGAUUUAUGUUCUAUGAUGUGUGUACUAGUAACAGAGACCUCAGUCACUUGUGUAAAGUCCCUAACUGCCGACAUAAACCAGGAGACAACUGAGAACUGUGAAGAAUCCUUGGAGACCCUAACACUUUUACUGAGAUUUACGACUCUCCCCGGACAUUACCCAACGGACGAGAAAUGCUCCGAAAUAACCUUCUGCUUCUGGGAGAGAUUUUUGGGAGAGAUAGAAUCCGAGGAGGUAAGCAAGCAAGAGUUUCUACUCGAGUUUUACGAAGGGAUUCUAGUAUCACUCGUAGAAAUAUUUCCAAUUAAAGCCCGGUAUCCAUCGGAAGAGGAAUGGGUGGAGUCUUGGAGUGAAGACGAACAAGACGAGUUUAUGAGGUAUAGAGACGAGCUUUGGGAUUUAGGAGAGUCUAUACAGUUGACAAUGCACUAUCAGUUUGUUCAUCAUCUUUCACUGACACUUAGUAAUCUCUUCUCAGGACAGUCCCCUCCUCUCUGGCAGGAUGUAGAAGCUAUAUUAUUUCUAUUACAAGUCUCUGCUGGCAGUAUAACUGAGGACACGUCAGUUUUCUUUCAAUCAACCCUAUCUCUUUUCCCCAGGAUGCCCUCCAAUAACACACUAGCCAAAUCAGCACUAAGACUACUAGGUGAGCUAGCAGAGUGGUUUAGGGACAGCCCUGAUGUGCUACUAGCUGUACUUCCAAUGAUACUGGAUAAUUUAUCCAAGCCUACGUUAACUGCUAGUGCUGCUUUAGCAUUUCGGGACAUUUGUGGCGACUGUCACGGAGUGUUAGCCAAUUCUGAUAUAUCAAGCAUUGUAAUCUCAUGCCAAGCAGCUUUCUCUAAUCCCGGUAUUUCAUCAGACCAGUGUGCCAUCAUGAUAGCAGCUGUUGGUCUCAUUCUUUCUUCCCUCCCUCUCUCUUCUCUCUCUCAACCUUUAGACAUUUUAUUGCACUCGCGUAUUGAGAACAUACAGACAUUAGCUAAUGGACAACCUUCCAUGCAAACUCAUCCACUAGUAAUGAAAGAGCUAACUAUCCUGAACUCAUUUUGUCGUCAUGUGAUACCUUCUGUACAAGAGGGGGAACAGCACCCUGUACUGACGGUCCUAAUACGGCUGUGGCCCUCGCUGAAAGAAUUACUAGGAAAGUGGAUGGGAGACUCAGAAGUUAUCAGCGUAUGUAAACCACCUCACUGCACCUGUCAUUUCCAUUUAUUAUGAGAUCAUUCGAUUGUUUGGCAUUAUCAAGGAGCGUGUACAAUAUGUACAUGUACAUGUACACGCGCGUGACAUGUGUCUGUGGUGUAGGGUCAUUAUCAUAAUUGUGUUUAUAAUGUGUUAUAUCA
This is a messenger RNA of Amphimedon queenslandica, 2259 nucleotides long. Its product is annotated as importin-13-like. Gene Ontology annotation, biological process: protein import into nucleus. The coding region runs from base 62 to 2134 and encodes 690 amino acids. The record is from RefSeq and is a predicted model, not a curated record. Lineage: Eukaryota; Metazoa; Porifera; Demospongiae; Haplosclerida; Niphatidae. The transcript is spliced from 19 exons. Gene Ontology annotation, cellular component: cytoplasm. Gene Ontology annotation, molecular function: small GTPase binding.